AUGGGGGAUAAUGACUAUGCUAGCACUGAUAAUAAAGUCAUAGACCACAGUAAUGAAAUUACUUUCCAUCAUUCACAUCUAUAUUAUCUCAGUCCCUCUGAUAAUCCGGGACUUAUGUUAGUUGCUAAGCAAUUUAAUGGUACAUGUUUUGGGUCCUGGAGGAGAGGGAUUAUAAUUGCUCUGUUCGCAAAGAAGAGAAUUAGAUUCAUAAAUGGUAACUCCCCUCCACUUGCGCCCACCUCUCCUCUCCUUGAUCAGUGGGAACAAGUUAACCACAUGAGGUACGGACAGUCAAAUGGUGCUAGAAUAUAUGAAGUUCAGAAGGACUUGGUUUCAGUCUCCCAUGGUUCAUCUGAUGUGAGUGGUUACUUUAAGAAAGUGAAAAGAUUUUGGGAUGAGAUGGAGUCAUUGGAUGCAGAGUCCUAUUGUAUUUGCGAUUGUAAUUGCGGGGGUAAACACAAAAUGAUGAAAAGGAUGGAGAAUCAUAAACUAAUGCAAUUCCUCAUAGGACUGAAUGAGAUCUUCAACAAUGCCAGAAGAAAUAUUUUGAUGAUGCAAUCUCUUCCUGGUGUGGGCAAAGCUUAUUUAUUGGUCAUCCAUGAUGAAAAACAAAUAGGCAUUCAUAAUGCACCAACUUUUCAGACUGACUCCAUUGCUUUCUCUAUCAGUUAA
Messenger RNA from Nicotiana tabacum (common tobacco), 672 nucleotides. RefSeq lists its product as uncharacterized. The record is from RefSeq and is a predicted model, not a curated record. Lineage: Eukaryota; Viridiplantae; Streptophyta; Magnoliopsida; Solanales; Solanaceae.